CGAGCAGCCACCGAGCGGUAGUGUACAUCAGUACUCGACGCAAGUUGGACGCCCUUAGCCGUGAACAUUUUCAGUAAUAUUCGCUACCCCAAAUUGUUCGUUCGGUUCGUUUUUAGUUGUUUGAAUAUUAAAUGGCGCACAACAGUGGAGUGAAAAGAGAUAUCCCCAUAAAAUUGGGUGACUUCAGCGUUAUCGACUCGGAGUUCAGCAACAUUCGUGAACGGUUUGACGCUGAAAUGCGCAAAAUGGAAGACGAAAUGACUAAAUUCCGUUCAGAACUCAUGAACAGAGAAUCGAACUUCUUCAAGACAUCAACAAAGACAUCACAUGUGGAAGAAAAGUCCUUCUCUUCAAACACUAUCACAUCCAAUCACAGUGACUUACCGUCUAGCCGAUUGACAACCACAUCCAAUCCAAGUGGAUGGGUCGAAAAUAUCAACUCGCCCUUGAUCCAAGAAGACGGUGACAACAAAUGCUUGAAGCUCAGGUUCGAUGUAAGCCAAUACGAACCCGAAGAAAUCGUAGUCAAGACAGUCGAUAACAAACUUCUGGUACAUGCCAAACAUGAAGAAAAAUCAGAUUCGAAAUCCGUAUACAGGGAGUACAAUCGGGAGUUCUUGCUUCCAAAAGGAACCAAUCCAGAAGCCAUUAAGUCUUCUCUGAGCAAAGACGGUGUUCUGACCGUAGAAGCUCCAUUGCCGCCCGCUCUCGCUGGCCCAGACAAAUUGAUUCCAAUCUCUCACCAUUAAGUUUUUUUAUUCACCUUACCACCUAGUAAACCAAUUUUAGACAGCAUCAAAACACAAAAACAAAAUAUUUAUAAUUUUAAUAUAUUAUUAUUUUUAUUUGUAAUUCAUACAAAGUGUAUUUGUUUCUAUAUUUUUUUUCAUCAGUUUGCCAUUUAUUUUUAUUUAUUUAUUUUUGUUGAAAGUUGUUUUAUAAAUAUGUUUAAAUCAUACCUAAAUAGUUGUAACAUUUUAUUGCUCGUGGCAUCAUAUACUGUUGAGUAAUUAAUUGCGCCUAAAGAUGGUCUAAAUGACUUUAGAAAAAAAUAAGAGCUAUGGUAUUCACAUUUCAUGCUGAAAUUUUAUUUACACUAGUUCCUAUAAAUAUUUUAUAAAGAGCAAAGCUAUAUAUAUAUAUACCAAUAUUUUUAUUGAUGUUUUAUUAAUUAUAUAUUAGUAAUUGAAAGUACAUAUUUUUCAAAAGAUAAAACAUUUAUUUAUUAUAGAUGGCUAAUAUUUAUUUUUUUAUUAAUGCAGUAGCGUGGCAAAAAUACAGAAAACUGAUUGUAAUACACCUAAAUUAUUAUUACAUUGUUAAAAGAUAUGUCAUUGACUAAUAUAAACAAAUAUAAACUAUUUGCAUUUUC
Messenger RNA from Daktulosphaira vitifoliae (grape phylloxera), 1372 nucleotides. Its product is annotated as alpha-crystallin B chain. The transcript is spliced from 4 exons. Gene Ontology annotation, biological process: protein refolding; response to heat. Gene Ontology annotation, molecular function: protein folding chaperone. The coding region runs from base 132 to 749 and encodes 205 amino acids. NCBI's taxonomy places the organism in Eukaryota, Metazoa, Arthropoda, Insecta, Hemiptera, Phylloxeridae. The record is from RefSeq and is a predicted model, not a curated record.